This is a messenger RNA of Nothobranchius furzeri (turquoise killifish), 15104 nucleotides long. NCBI's taxonomy places the organism in Eukaryota, Metazoa, Chordata, Actinopteri, Cyprinodontiformes, Nothobranchiidae. The record is from RefSeq and is a predicted model, not a curated record.
CUGCUCUCCAUCUCUCUCAGUCAUCCUCUGCCGCCGUGGAGCUCAGCCCACGACGCUGGAUGGGAAAAAAAAGAAGGAAAUUUUCCUCUUUGCUUUCAGCCAAUGCGCAUGAUCUUGGAUGAGAGAGAAGUGAAGAUCCAGGCCCAUCCUGUAAAUGAACCUGAGAAGACUCGAGGAACGUCCAAGACAAACACAACGGUAGGAAGAUCUCCUCUAGGAAAAUUCCUAUAAAGGAUACGCAUCAUCAGCUGUGGAGUCACAGAACACAAUAAAACAAACAGAUCUCACAGAAAGGUUGAGUCAAAAGCAAACAGUAAACCAUGAAGAUGAGCUGUAUCCCUUCAACCCGCAGUCCAACAUCUUCUGACAUAACAUGGGGCUGCUGCUAAUCGUGAUGAUGCUGAGACUGGCACUGUGAAGACUUCCCUAAAGAUUUUUUUUAGCACCCAACCAGACCCAUCUCUCCUUUGGAUUAUUUUCCCCCUCUGAACCCCCGUCUUUUUCCCUCCUUUUGCAAACACCGUCUCCUACGUCUUUGUCGUGAUUAAAGCGUCCACUUUGUGUCACUUAUUUUCAAUAACAUCAUGCAGGGAGCUUCUACAGCCUCAAUUCUCCUCCCUCUCAUUCUCCCCUCCCUACUAUUCUUCUCCUGUUUCCCCGACACAGCCAACGGAGACUGUUGGCUUAUUGAAGGAGACAAAGGCUAUGUAUGGCUCGCUAUAUGCAGCCAGAACCAGCCUCCCUAUGAGACGAUCCCCCAGCACAUUAACAACACCGUCCAAGACUUGAGACUAAAUGAGAACAAGCUCAAAGCGGUGCUUUUCAGCAACAUGUACCGCUUCACGAACCUGACCGACCUGAACCUCACCAAGAAUGAGAUCAGCUAUGUUGAAGAUGGGGCCUUUGCAGGACAAGCCUAUCUGCAGGUUCUUCAGCUGGGUUACAACAAGUUGACUAACUUAACUGAAGGUAUGAUGAGAGGGCUUGGGCGCCUGCAGUGCCUCUUCCUGCAGCACAAUCUAAUUGAAGUUAUUGCCAGCAAUGCAUUCUGGGAAUGCCCCAGCCUCAGCAGCAUUGACUUGUCAUCCAACAAACUUGCUCGUAUUGACCCGACAACAUUCACAGUUCUCAGUCAUCUGCAGGUGUGCGAACUGGCACCAAAUCCGUUCCAUUGUGGUUGUGAUCUUUAUGGCUUUCUGACCUGGUUAGAAUACUUCAACAACAUGUCACACACCUACGACCGCCUUCAGUGUGAAACACCUCGGGAAAUGUUUGGCUACCCCUUAUUAAGUCCUUUUGCUUCUAGCCACGGAGGUCGAAAUGCCAAAAACAUUUUGUACCAUCAUUGCCGAGAUGGUCGGAUGCAUCCAGGAAUGACGUCUCUCCCACCUGAUCUAGACGGUGCCUCUGGGAUUGGACCCGAUAUGUUUGCUGGUGUGGGGCCCUAUUACCACCAGCCCACCACCUCUUCCUCGUCUUCUGAUGAUGGCCUCAGUCCCAGCAUCAAGCUCCACCAAGUCUCGCUGUCAUCGGCCUCUCUCCUCGUAAAGAUCCCAAAGCCUUACAGCAAAAUGUACAUCCUAACACAAUAUAAUCAAACAUUUGUUUCAGACGUUAUGAAUUUGAAAAAUAAGAAGGAGAUGAUCACUCUGAGCAAGCUCAAGCCCAAUAACAAUUACACCUUCUGCGUGGCCUCCAUUCGUAACUCCCAGCGCUAUAACCACACCUGUCUCCAGUUUUCCACGAGGACUCAAAACCAGGAUGAUAUGCUCCCCACACCUUCAACAACCACACACUACAUAAUGACCAUUGUGGGCUGCCUUUUUGGCAUGCUCAUUAUUUUAGGAAUUGUCUACUAUUGCUUACGUAAGAAGAGGAUGCAUGAUGAGAAGAAGAAGUCUAUCUGUGUCAAAAAAACUAUACUAGAAAUGCGAUAUGGGCCAGAGGUGGCAGCAGCUGUAGCAAACGAUCCAUCGGCCGUACAUAAGCUUCAGGAGCAGUCCAGAGAACAUCACCAGUACCAGCACCACCAUGGAGGUAAACUGUCCACUUCAUCAAGCUCUGGCAUGCUUCAUUCAGCCAACACCACCUCUUCAAGACUCUCUUCUAUCCCUCAAGUGGAAAAGAUGGCCAGUGCUUUCUCUGAAGCCAUGGCUACAAGUAAAGGAAACUAUAUAGAUGUGAGAACUGGUGGAGCAGGGAUGGAAAGAAUGGGGGAUGGUGGGUUUGGAGUGAGGAGGGGGGAGGAACUGAGAGACGAUGAUGGAACGGAUCUUGGGGAAGACUCUGAUGAUGAUGGACGUGGAUCUGCCUCAGAGAUCUCCACUAUUGCUAUGGAGGUGGACAAAGUUAACCAGAUCAUUAACAAUUGUAUAGAUGCGCUGAAGCUGGAUGCAGCAGCAGUUGCUGCCUCUGGUGCUUCGACUAAUUCCACAGCUUCCUCUAAUCCCACAUCCCCACCACCCACCAGCACAUCCUCUCUCACUCGUGGUCUAAUCCCUCUCUCCCCGGGGGUGACAGAAGCAUGUAAGGCUAUUGCUCCCAACAAAAUACCCCCUCCUCCGCCACUCCCUGCAUUAAAUACCCCGUUGUCUGAGCGCCCAGGGAUCAGCGGUGGUGGUUUUGUUGUUUCUCCACCCUACAGGCACCCUCCUCCAGCCACUGCUACCCGCCCCAUUCAGCGACAAAUGAGCGCAGAUGCAGCUGUUGUGAUGGCAAAUGCUGUCAAGAAGCAAAGCAGCACCACAUCUUGUGGCUCCAUGGGUCGAGACAGGGACCGAGGGGCAGCUAGAGUUUAUAGCUUGGAUGUCCCUGAGCCGAGGAGUCCAGAUGGAUGCAACCAGCAACUGCCACAUUUUCCAGACCAAGCCAGUCCCGUGGGUUGUGGGGAGCCUCUGGAGAGGCUGCCUUUAGUGGGGAGUGGGAGCUGUGGUGGAGGGGGUGGUGGUUGCGACAGUGGUGGUGUUGGUGUCCAACAUCAGGACAGCCAGAAGUCGCAUCACUACCAUCAACAACAACAAAUACAGCAGCAGCAGCAGCAGCUGGAGGUGCAGCAGGACUACCACUGCUCGGAACACCGCCACUCUGUCCCAGCUCUGUACUACCAAGGGUCCCACCAAGGCUCCCCAGCCCAACGAGUAUCUUUUCUAAAACCUCUGACACGCUCCCGCAAGGACGCGGCAUCCUAUUCCCAGCUUUCCCCUGCCCGUCACCACUCCAGUUACUCUGGGUACUCCUCUAGUCCAGAGUACUCCUCAGAAAGUUCCCUGCGGAUCUGGGAGCGUUUUCGUCCGUACCGAAAAGGCCCGCGAGACGAGUCCUGUUAUGUGACGGCUGGUAACGCUCUUCGAAAGAAGGUGCAGUUUGCUAAGGGCGAGGACCUACAUGACAUCCUUGAUUAUUGGAAGGGUGUAUCUGCUCAGCAGAAGCUGUGACUGGAGACCAGAUUUGAGCAGUGAAUGGAAAAAGAGUUUUGGUACUUCAUUUCCCGAUCGGCCCACGGGCCAGAGAAAUUAUUUGAAGUAUAUGGAGAGGGAAAAUGUAGGUCAAAUUUUGCCUUUGGGGAUUUUUUUCCUUCUUACUUUUGGCAUGCUAGGUGUAUAGAAUAUUGUACUUAAAGCAAGAACUCUGAAACUGUGCCUGGGAUCGGAGAGUCAUCGGUAUUUUAUUUUACACUUCAUGGUAGCACUUCUUUUUCAUUUGUAUCUAGUGAUGUUUCAUUUAUUAAACAGGGAACAAAUGCCAAUUUUGUAAUUUAGAACUCUUUAACGUGAUCAUGUUUGUGGUCCAAUGAAUCUUUUUUUUAAUAUCAGUGCCAUGUUUUCAUCUCAAGCUUGAAGCUUGUGUUAUCUGAGGUGUUUCCCAUUGUGUGCUGGAUUCUACAUCUAUUUGCAGCUUCUUAAGGAAGGGCGAAAAUGACAGGAUGAAACCAGUGGCAGACGUUACUACUGACUACAGCUGACUGAUGUUCAGCUGUACCGCUUUCUCCUCUCUUAGACCGUUGUUGAGCUUUUUUUCUCCAUCUCCAAAGAAAUUUUUUUAAAUUUUUUUUAUGAAAUGCCAACAAACGAACAUUUAAAAAAAACAAGUCGUGUGACGAUUUAGGAUUUUAAAUGACGUGUGGACCUGUUUUGAAGCGAAAUAGAGAAUAAUUGAAACAUCCCUUAUGUGACACUUUCCUAAAGUUCUUUAUUAAAGAGCAAGUCACCCCUACCAGAGUAUUAUUCCACUCCCACUUCUUGUUUGAAAAAUGCAACAAAUGCUGUUGCCUAGCAGACCGAGAGGGCAGAGCCGCUAACAAAUACACACACACGCAGGCUCACAAUGACAUUGUGACAUCAUAUGGUACCAGCUAACGUUCAAGGGUGCCUCUUAGCCAAUAGCGAUGACAGAUUUAAAUUCAAAUGCAGUGCAGAAUUUUUACCUGGCAAUGGCACAACACUGACAGUUUUAGGCGGAAAAUUUUGAUUUUAACUAAAAUGCACUAAAGUGCUAAACUAUUGACCACACAUGUCUGCAGCACGAUUAGACACACAUUUAUAUAGUUUAUCAGAAAAAAAAGUUGAUUUGGGGGUGACUUGCUCUUUAAGGUAAUUUAAUCGUGCAGUAUUUAAAUACUUCAAUGAGAUUACAUAAAUGCAAACUAUGUGCAACAUAGAUCAAAAGAGAGCAAAAGCAUGUGAACAAAAAGAGGAAAACAAAGAAAAAAAAAACCAAAAUUUUACAAAUAAUCGUAACUAAAGUGGAUGUAAGGUGGAUGCAAACUUUUCAUGAGGAGACCCGUUGUUAUUAUUUAAAAUGAGUACCGCGGUACAUUCCAAAUCCUUUCUCUAGCAUUAAAACUGAAUGAGACACGGUGGGGAAAGGAUGAUUUUAAUUACUGCCAGUGUGUCUGCUCGUCUCUGAAAAUCGAUGCCGUCAUUGUCUAUAAUUGAUAACUUAAUUAACCAACUUGUGACAGGCAUGCCCACUUGCACUUUAUGCCUCAUAAUUGUGUGUGUAACUGUUUGGUACACAGUGGUCCUUGUAAGCAGGUGUUGGCAUGCAAUGUCAGAUUAUCAUUGUAAAUGCCCAAACUGACAAAUUGAGUUAUUAUUUGUUGAUAUUUUUGCCCCGUGGCUGGUUGUCUAAGUCUGAACAAUAUUAGAUUAUUAAUGGCAUGUACAAAUGUACAGAUGUCAUCAUGUUUGUAUUUCUCUCACAGUCACUGAAUUGUGACAAUACUGUACACAGGUCUGGAGUGAUCUUGGUAAUACGGUCAUCAACAAAUGAAUUUUUUUGCAUAAGAACAUCAAGACUUUGUUUUAUUUAUUUAUUUUUUUUAUUUUUUAGAUUUGUUUUCUACUUGUUAUACUUGUGCAAAAACAAAGACAUCCAACCCUUGAAAUGUGAACAUUUGACUUGUGGCCAUGAUGUUUUUAACUUUAUCCUACAAACAUCCACGGGUCCAAUGGGAUAAAUAGCAGAUAAUGAAUUAUUGCAGGCAGGAUAUGUGUCUGUACAUCACAUAUCAACAUCAAUUUUGACUUAUUUCUUGGCUUUUGCUGUUAAUUUUUACAUUCUUACUCAAUCUUGUAGAAACUGCAAUUGAGCGGGAAAUAUGCAACAGUCUGUUUGUGUAUCUCAGCUUUGUUUGUUUUUUUAUUAUUAAUAUUGUUUGAACAUGUUUUCUCUUCUAUCUUGGUUCUAUAAAAAAUGUGGGAAUGCCUUCAGGGUCAAAGGUCACAUGUUUUAGAUUCUGUGUUCAGCCCCCUUUGUUGUGGUAGUACAAGAAUAGCUAGCUAGCAUCGUGUCCAUUUUCUUCUUAUACGUUAUAUGCUGAGUUCUUUGCUUCCUGCUGAUUUUCACGUUUCAAAGCAAACGUGUGAAUUUUCACCAAAUCUGAGAAAAUGAUUGAAUUAUUUCUAUAUUUUGCUGUUGGAGCAACAAAUCAGAAGAAACCUGGUGCAUUCGACCCAUCCUGGUCUCAACUGCCUUUAAGAGUUUACAGAAAUAAACGUUUAGGGUCAUUUUAUUAAAAAACCUUCAAAGUUGGGCCACUCAUGUUUAUCUACCUUACAAAGAAGUGCAGAAAAUACCAUUGUCAUAGAUGACUUCAUCACCCAUAUUUCUAUUUUUAAAACCAUAGUUUACCCAUCAAUGUGUUUUUUUCAGGAAAAAAGACUUCCAGGUGAAAGAUGUUCAACUGCUCUUCUGCUCAGAUUGUAUUUCUAAUAUCUUUUCCCAUAUUACAAAAUUAAUUGAGAGCAUUUUAAAUGUUUAAAUAUGGUAAUGCAUUGUCACUGCUAUAUGUUUUUCUGGGUAUGCGUCUUUAAAGUCCUUUCACCUUUUUCGCUUAGCUGAAAUUUGGCCUUUUGAGGUAGAAAAUGUUGUUUUGAAUCAUUUAGACAAGCCUCUUCUGAUUUAGUGGAUAUGCAACAUGCAUCUAUUGAUAAACAUAAAGCAUGUUUUUGGAAUUAUUCUGCACCUUCAAGUGCCGCUGCCCUGGGUACCGGAGGAGUUUCGGUUUAUGGGAUUAAUCGAGAGCAUCACAAAAUUCCGUGCUGCGUUUGGGUUUUUAUCAUUUUGAAGGUGUCACCAAAAGAAAAAUGAAAACAAAUCAAUGUCUGUUUGUGCCAUAUGCACGACUGACCUAGCCUGGCAAGCCAUCCUAUAUUAGUGAAUAUAUAUUCUGGCCAUGACCCAUAGAUAGAUCUCAGUUGUAGGGCAGAAACUAUGGUUGUUUUUCAACCUGUUUCUGCAAGAUCUUGGAUAAUGAACGAAAUAACAUACUCACCGAUACGUAUGUUAGUCAACGGGGCAGUCUGCCAUACACUGUUGAAGAAGACACAAAUACAUCCUUUUUCUAAAUAAAUACUUAAGUACCUCUAUAUGCUCUUGCCUCACAGUGAAGCUGAAGUCUAUAGUCCGAAUUUGAUGUCAAAGCUGUUUCAAACACGCCGUUGUCAUCUUAGUUUCGCUCAGUCGCAUCACAAAACCGACAGAGCGUUGGGAUUGGCAAGCCACAAAACUGGUCUGGGCUGCAAUGCAUGCAUUACAAAAUCAUUUUGCCUCUACCACUUUCUGUUUAGAUCUCUACGCUUUGACUGACCAAUAUUUUAAAAAAUCUUCAAAGAUAAAAGGGCAAAAACCACAGAAUCAUUUGUUGAGAGCGUGUAAUUCUGCAAACAAAUAAUCCUCUGGCGUUAUGAGUAGCAAAGUACCAACUGGUAUUGGGCUGCAUGGUGGCGCAGUUGUUAGCAUGGUCGUCUCGCAGCACGAAGGUUGCAGGUUCGAAACUCUGCUGCGGCCUUUCUGUGUGGAGUUGCGUGUUCUCCCCAUGCAUGAGUGGGUUUCCUCCGGGUACUCCGGUUUCCCCCACAGAUCACAACAUGCCCUACAGGUUAUAAAUUGUAAGUCGUUUUGGAUAAAAGCGUCUGCCAAAUAAAUAAACAUAAACAUACUUUAAACUACAUUGUUGUGUUAAUUAGCCUCAGUGCUUAAGGGAUAGCUACUACUGUUGUGAUUGCUCAAUUAAAGAUGCAGCUCCAACAUGUAUGUGAAACUGUCACUCCAAAAGCUCUAAGCAAAACAAAAGUAUGCAUUUGAAUAAAAGUCCAAACAUGUACCUGUUUUAUCUCAGAGAAUCGGCAUCAAAGAGGGGAGCAAAAGCAGCAAAGCAAGAAGAAAUCCUAGCCUGCGUUCUGGUAAACCCCUGGAGUGUUGCUUGCUUGGAGAUGGAUGAUCCUUUUUGUUGCACCAUCCCUCUUGUUUGUUUCAGAGCCACAAGAAAGUAAGACGUGAGAAAGCCAUCUAUUGUGUUAUUAAUGUUUAAUCAUUUUGUUAGAGGCUUGGGUUUAUUUCCUCUAUCACUGUAAACUACUUAAAGAUGUUUUUCAGUCUCAGUCUUGGUGUUGUUUCUGGAAAAAACUCCAAAACAGAACCAUCAAAUGUUUUAUAUUCAGAAAUUUAUUUAAAAACAUUUAUUUAUUUUUGUUUGUUUUAUGUCAAAUGAACAACUAACUGGUUGAGUGCAAAAUUAUAUAAAAAAACAAUUAUCAAACAAUCCUAUAAAUAAUUACAUUAUAGCCCAUGUAUUUGGUUCAUCAUUAAUAUAAAUUAAUUGGAGUAGGUUUAAUUAAUUUGUUUAAGUAAUCAACAAUUAUGAAAUAUUAUAAGUUAAUAUUACUAUACAAUAAAUAAAAUCAAAUGUAAAUUUUAUUUUAAUAAUGGUGUUGUGUUUUAUGUAUAUGGAAGGUUUGAUUGAACCUGUUAAACUGUAAAAAUAAGCAAAACAUUUACAUGUGUGGGAAAAUGUGCCUGAAACCCCUAAAACACCUACAACAGUAACCUGAUGGUAAUUACUAACGUGUGUUGGAGUGGAUGUUUGCACUUUCCCACAGAAGAAAUCAAUAGAAAUUGGACAUUUUUACACUUUUAACAUUUUGCACUAUCAGGGGCCUCAGUAGCAUGUGGAAGAUCCAUACGCAGCCACGUGGAUCCUUCCAUAAAGCUUCCACAGAGUAAAACAUCAGUUGUGGUAUCCUUCCUCAUGCUUGGCUACAGAAUUCUGGACAAAUGUCCACAAGUCCUCUGUGAGCAUAACAAAACGUUUUUCCUAGCAAGGUUUCGUCAAGCGAAGCCGACACUGUGACUGGAACACGUGUUUGUAUUUGGAGCUCAAAACCCAGUAAACUUUGCAGGUUUUUGGCAUUUUGUUGGGUUUCUAUCCAUAUGAGACACAUCACACCUUCCAGGGGAGGUGUUUUGGGCAUGCCGUGCUUGCAGAAGCGCCCCAGAUCGACCCAGCACGCGUUGGAGAGAUUAUGCCUCCAUGCUAGUAGAGCUGGGCGGAUCGAUCUAAAAUAUCGUUAGAAUCGAUCUAACGGUGGUAUUGAGUAUUUAUUAGAUACCUGCAUGAUGACAUUGAUUCAGUUUCUUCUAGCCUGUCAAGCCAUGAUGUAAUCACCUCUACAGAUGUCGGUCAACAAGCCUAUGAUCCAUUAGUAGGUAACAACACAGAGAUAUUAAAUGCGACACCACCUGGUAUAAAUAAAAGAGAGACAUAAAUUGGCUAAAUGCUGUUACAGCAAGAUAAUAUCUAGUUUCUUACUCAAAAAGCAUAAAAAACAUUUAAUUAUUCUGAAAGAGUAAUGACCCUAAAAAGGCUAGAAAAAUUAAUAAAUAACAUGUUAGGCUCAUGUAGAGAUAAAGCCAUGCACCCAAAUGUGUUUUUUUGGUUUUGUUUGGUUCAUUUGCUAAUUUAAUUCAAACAGGGAAUCGUUUUCUACAGUGAAACGCUUCAGUGUUCUUUACUUUUUAUGCAUGAUCGAUCUUUCCAUCAGUGAAACAGCUCCUCAAUGAGUGAUUGCCCUAAUUUCCAUGUAAUCGGAGGAUGUGACCACAGGUGUGAUGUCUAAAAGUGUCCUUUAAAAACACACCUCCCUCUGCUCUUCUCCUCCGUAGCGGAAGAGAGGAUGGUGAAAUGAAAUACGAACUGAGUCAGAGUGAAUCACAGACUGACUAAAAUGACUCUUUUCCUGUGAGGCAGGUAAUGUGCAAGGUCGUCAGAGGAAAGGGCAGUAGGCAGGAAUCUUUUGGCAGACAUCUGCGAUGGACGUCACUAAACAGUACCAUGCAUGCACCGGCCCAUCACUUCAGAUCAGCUGUUAUGCAUGAACGCACGCAUUCAUAACCCAGCAACAUUAUUGAUAACGGAUCUGUGGAAUCAAACAAUUAAAAGCAGCUCUCCUUUGGAGCUUUUAGGACAGCUUCAUUUAAAACAGGUGCCAGCGCUGACAGUCGGCUGCAAAGCCUUUCAUUUGGCUUCUUUAUUCCUUUUGUCCAAAGGUGUGUUGAGUCUAUUGGCGUCCUGUUGGGAAAUUAGCCCGAGUGGAUUAUGUGCCAUUUUUGAUGAGUGAAAACUGUAUUCACAAUGAAAGGUUUGUGUUAUAAAAUGUAAUACAUGCCUUUUUGGUGUGUCUGUCUGUCGUGUGAAACUACUAAACUAAGUAAUGAAAAAGGAAGUUAGCUGUAACGAAAUGUCCUGCUUGUUAUGAUUUCUUGGUUAUGAUUCUAAAGGGCUGAGCACUGCCAUGGUGUCAUUCCUGACUGCCAAAAAUAAUGCUGAAAUAGAAUCAUCUCUUUUUAGUGCUUACUUCUAUUAGAAUAAGUUAGGCUUGCUUCAUGUUGAAUAACCAUAUUUCUGAGCUGAAGAGUGGUUGAAAAUCUUGAAAGUGAGCCAGGUUGGGCUAAAGGUUGGCCACCUGACUGGACCCACCUUCCAAAGAUGGUACAAAAGACUUAAUCUGUGAAAUAUCUGUGAAUUUUGUAAAGAAGAUCUAAAAGAUAAAAGCAAUGUUAAAUAACUUCUAUUAAUGUUUUCUACGAAGCCUGUCAAGUGUGCUAUUUAGGAUUUUCUGUUUGUUUAUUUUUUGGUUUUUGGAUUGAAAUCGAAUGACUCAACUUUGAGUACUUAAAGGUUUAAGAACAAGGGAAGCUUAACUUUGUGUACCACAUUAAAGAAAAAAAUAUAUAUUUGCAUGAUUCCUGUAUUUUUAUUUUCUUAAUUUCUUUUUUCUGUUUGAAAUAUAAAAAAUAUAUAUUGUUGUGUACAAAGAGUGAACAAAAAAUGUGAAGACUAAGACGUCAAGUAUCUUAAUUUCAACAUCCAGUUUUUUGCUUUUUUCUUUUUUGCUCUUUUUCUCUGUGUGUGUCUUGCCAAAUGACUCUCAUUUGAGGGAUUUUAAACCAACACUCGAAGCCGCUGACAGGGGGUGGGGGUGUGGAAAGAUAGGGCUAGUAUAUUUUGGUUGCUUAGAUUCAAUCUGCUCAGUGGUUUCCACAGAUUAUUCUCAGUGUCAGAUAUGAGAAUGUCUACUCUUGGCUGGAAGCGUGGCCAUGUCACAGCAGCUCGUUCUCUCUCUCCCGAUUCAGCUUUUUUCCUCCUGAUUAAAAAACAUAUCACAACUUAAGAAGAGAGAGUGUGUGUGUGUGAAUGAUGUGAUGCUCUGAAGCUAAUCUCAAUCCAUCAGUUAGAAGUGAAUUAUUGCAGCAUCAGCAGCUCCUCCCUGAGCUGUGGCGCUCUCGCUGUUAGCUAAAUGAGUGAUUUUUCAUCCCCUUCUUCUGGGUUUAAAUGGAUAGUUGAGAUUUUUAACGUGUUUUUUUUAGUGUGUUGAACCACCUCAGUUUGGAGAAAUAUAGAUUAUUGUUGUUAAUCCUGCAGUAGACGCUGCUGCAGUUAGCCCAUCCAAGUACAGAUUUAUUUUAAAAGAACCAGUUAAAAGGGGGAAAUGGUGAUAGAAUAAAAGUUUGUGAAUGCAAUAAUAAGAACCACCAUAUGAAAUAUUUGUGAUUGUAAUUAUUUUACGAUGUGGGUGCCUGUUCCCAAAAUUUACAAAGGUAAGCUAGUUGGACAGGGCAGAGCAAAAAUGGGGUCCAAGCAUUUUCUUAUAACUAAACUUUCUAACAGGCUACUAAUUAAAUUAAAAAAUCUUUCAGGAAUUUAACAUUUUCUUUGCAUGUAUUUUAUGUCUUUAUUUGAACUGUAUUAGAUAAAGUGAUAAUGUGUAUUUUUUCUGGUGAUAGGGAGCAGUAUUUUUGUGUUGGAGUAAGACCUUACUAACAGAAGCCCAUUAGGGUCAAAACACACUGGGGAGUGCAAACUUCAGCAAAAUAAGGAGCACAUCAGACUCCCUUUCAACAGCGGCAGGAAGUGAAGAGGCAAAUGUGUAAAACAACAAUUAUGAAUGAUGAAAGUUUUGUAACCAUUUGUUAUAAAUCAGUAAAUGUGUUUUGUCCUCUUGGGCUCUCACAGAAGGAAACAUGGUGUCUAAUGUUGCGUCGCCCAGAGGCUUAGGCUACGUUCACACUGCAGGCAAAAGCACAUUAAAUCCGCUUUUUUCCCCACGUGUGACCCAUAUCUGAUUUGUUUUUUAUGACAGUCUGAACGGCACAGAUCUGAUGUUUUUAAAUGCGAUCCGUGUCACGUGAAUAUGUAGUAAUUCCGACACAUAUCUGAUGUUUUUGAAAGCGACUGCAGUCUGAACGGUCAUGGCGCAUUAAAUCCGUCUCUUUAGUCAGCAGAGGUGAGCGUCAUAUGUGGAUGUUCCUGAGGAGAAGCGCUGACAGAAGGGUUCAGGAAUUUGUCUGGAUAUCCUGUUUUAGGUUUUAAAAUUAGAAAUACAGAUGAGCAUGAGUGGGAGGUGCUGCGGGAAGCAUUUCACUUGCCUCCGUCUCCGUGAAGGGAGGAGUGGGAGGGGUCUCCUUGAGAGGGCGAUUCUCCGUGAAUGAAUAAAUGCCGGAAAAUUUUCGGUGAAUAAUAAUUUAGGGAAACGGCGGGAACAAAGAGUAAAAUAGUUUACAGUUUUUAAAACAGUUUCCAGCCAAAAACGGAAGAAUUAACAGGUGAAAGUUUUCACUGACAGUUUAUCCACAGGAUCAGGAUCAUAUUCCUAACUCUGCCGCUCCUGGAUUCGGCUCCACUGAGUGUAACUUCUUGUCUUCUGCACAUGCGGGUCGCUUUGGUGCCGCGGAGCGUUCACACUGGAAAGAGUUUGAUGUCACAUUUCCGUCAUAGUGCGAACGGCCACACACAAAAAAAAAUCUGAUUUUAUCAAAAAAAUUGGAAUUGAGCAUCAAGGCCUGCAGUGUGAACGUGGCCUUUGGCCCGCUCCCUUGUAUUUUAGGCCUGAUUCUCAUGGUUAUAUGUUACAAAGCCGCCAAUAUUUUUCUAAAAUUGGGCAUCAAUUCAUUAAUUUUCAACAACAUUUUGAUGGAUAUUUCCAGAAAGUAAUGGUAAAAACUACACAUUGUCUCUUUAAAGGUACAAUAACUUCAAACAUUACAGUCAAAUAAAUUAUGUCAUGUUAGAAGAAAGGUUGCAUUGAAAAAGUCCUCAUUCGUUUUAAAACAUGGACUGCAGUACCCAAAUUUGGCCACAGGGUGUCACUCGUACUUGGUACCUUUAAAAAUUGGCUGAAAUAAAUGGAUAUUUUCCACCUGCAGUAUUUACAUUCUCCAUCAAGUCACAGACAGGUAUAGGAUAAGCAAAGCAGAUUUGUUGAGUUUUAUACAAAUCAAACAUACGAAGCAGAGCUCAUUGAAAAACAGAAUAGGAACAUUGCAGAUGGGAUUAAAGGAUAGUUGGCAGCCCUUUAUCAAUACUUCCUUCUCAGCCUACAUGAAAGUUUGUAUUUGCAUUCAAACCUAAUAUGUUCCUCGAAACUGAAGUCCUGGAGAAACAUCUAAAAUCACAGUUUUUCGUAACAUGUCCCCCAGAACGCCUCUCGUUCACGCAUGAUCGAUGUCUAACUGACAAAUUAUCGAAUUCAUCUUUUCCGUCAAUGGUUAAUUGGUCUUUUCUCCAACUUUUUCUUUAAUGGUACAGAGUGUGACUCAACCUGACUAACAUAUGAGACAAAGGUGAGCCAUUAGAGACCAAAAUUCAAUACAAGUAGAUAAAAUUAAUUUUGAAGUGAUGCAUUCUAGGAGAAAAGAAGCUGUGACUUGAUUGUAACACCCGGUGUAGCUUAGCUGACGCAAUGAAAGCAAGCCCUACAUUAAAGCCAGGAUUACUUUCUGCUGUAGUAAUACCAGAGGUAUUUGUCUCCCAGACAAAUGCUAAAGAGGCCCCUUUGUAUCAAUUACAGAGAAAAUAAAAUGGAUUGACCUUUAUGGAAAUCCUGGCCAUCAUCUUGUCAGUGUGGCUAAUGGUAAAUCAGCCUGUCUCCAAGCUUAUUUUUGAUUAAGAAAAACUGCUCUGUAAUGAGAUAAGUCAAUUCCUCUUCAUUAGCGCUGGAGGCUAAUCUGUAAUUCAGAGCCUUCGUUUCUCUGACCCCCAGAACCGGGCCAGGGAAACUCGCUCAACGGGUUCCACGUGACACAACCAGAUGCAAUUCAGUGUCAGGGUCUCGUCAUUUAGAUCAAUGUUAAUGCUUUCUGCCCUCGUGGAUAGCGGCGGCCGCAUGCUCAUUGCUAUUCCAAACACACUGCUGAGUUCUGUGGUAGCCUUAGAGCAGGAUGAUUGGCCUUGACAGAGCUAGAGAUUUAAAACUCAGCAGCGUCCGAAAAACAACUGUCACUGUGCUGAAAGAUGGCAUGGGGGGGGGGGGGGGGGUACUCUCAACUUACUGAGGAAAUUAGAUGUCUGUUGCAUUUGCCCGUUAGCAGAAAGUGUCUUGGAGGUUCUGCAGACAAAAGCGUCUAAUGAUCACCUCCGUUUUUAACCAUUAAUGAAAUCACUGCUCAACUGGCAGUAGUUGAUUUGACUUCUGCUGAGUUCUUGAUUCUAAGAUCUCACAAAUGUUCAUCAAACACUGUGAAAUAAAAGCUAAGAUUGUAGAAUACAAAAGUUUUAUAGCUGUAAGUCCAACCCUUGAAAUUUAAUAACAAUACAUUGAACUUAUACAGUGCUUAACACUCAAAGACGCUUUCAUGCACUCUCACAUUCACACACUGCUGGUGAUGGUAAGCUACUUUGUAGCCACAGCUGCCCUGGGGCGGUCUGUCAGGCGAGGCUGCCAUUUGGCGCUGUCGGCCCCUCUCACCUCCAACAACAAAUGUGUUGCCUAAUCACAUUAAUUUGACUGUGGUAAAAACAUUCAAUUAUUUUUCUAAUUUUGUUGGCCUUAGUUAAAAGGCCUGUUUCACAGCAGAAAAUCAGCAGCAAAAGUCCCUCGAUAUUAACAGGUCCUCAGAUCACAACCCAGUACAAUAAAGUAAUCACUGAAAUGGUAUUAGCAAUUUAUCUGAUUACACAGUAGAGAAACAUGACAGACCUUACGUUUUCUUUUCUUUUUAUCAUUCCAGAUAUUUUUCUUUUUGCAGUGAUGUUUGUAACCUUUGGUCUUUAAACGCUGGAGCUGAAAAGCACCACCAUUGUUUCCAACCAAAGUCCUGUAAUUGUGUCCUUUUCAAACCUGAAGGGACUUGCUUCCCUCUGGUUUCAUAACGUUUAGACACCAAAAGGGAAAAAACCAGACGACGGUUGGGACUCACGGACACAAAUCUUGGCUCCUGCUUCUCUCUUUCUUUAUCUGUCGCUAAUUUUGAUGUUUUCUCUUUCGCAAUUUCUGUACAAAAGAUCAAUUUAUAUAUUUACAAUAAAUUUGUUAUAAAAAUAUGAA